Molecule: messenger RNA, 1845 nt
Organism: Apaloderma vittatum (bar-tailed trogon)
Lineage: Eukaryota; Metazoa; Chordata; Aves; Trogoniformes; Trogonidae
Product: serine/threonine-protein kinase PAK 3
Exons: 15
Coding region: 1-1677 (558 amino acids)
Biological process (GO): regulation of MAPK cascade; protein phosphorylation; regulation of actin cytoskeleton organization
Cellular component (GO): cytoplasm
Molecular function (GO): ATP binding; protein serine/threonine kinase activity
Source: RefSeq, a predicted model, not a curated record
AUGUCCGAUAGUCUGGAUAUUGAAGAGAAACCUCCAGCCCCGCCGUUGAGAAUGAACAGCAACAACCGCGACUCUUCAGCGCUAAACCACAGCUCCAAACCGCUCCCCAUGGCCCCCGAGGAGAAGAACAAGAAAGCCCGGCUCCGCUCCAUCUUCCCAGGAGGAGGGGAUAAAACCAACAAGAAGAAGGAGAAAGAGCGUCCUGAGAUCUCUCUUCCUUCAGACUUCGAACACACCAUUCACGUGGGAUUUGAUGCCGUCACGGGAGAAUUCACACCAGAUCUCUAUGGCUCACAGAUGUGCACAGGGAAGCUCCCAGAGGGCAUUCCGGAGCAAUGGGCCAGGCUACUACAGACCUCCAACAUCACAAAACUGGAGCAGAAGAAGAACCCACAAGCUGUCCUAGAUGUUCUCAAAUUUUACGAUUCCAAAGAAACAGUUAACAACCAGAAAUACAUGAGCUUUACGUCAGGAGAUAAAAGCGCCCAUGGAUACAUAGAAGCCCAUCCUUCGAGCACAAAAACAGCAUCAGAACCCCCGCUAGCUCCCUCAGUUUCUGAAGAAGAGGAUGAAGAUGAUGAAGAAGAGGAAGACGACAAUGAACCUCCCCCUGUUAUCGCACCACGGCCUGAACACACGAAAUCCAUUUACACCCGCUCUGUAAUUGAACCUGCCGCUGCACCAGCACCCGCUAAAGAAGCCACCACUCCCCAGCCUGAAAACUCAAACACAAACACCUUGUACAGAAACACAGACCGGCAGCGAAAAAAAUCCAAGAUGACAGAUGAGGAGAUCCUAGAGAAACUGAGGAGCAUUGUGAGUGUGGGAGAUCCUAAGAAGAAAUACACUCGAUUUGAAAAAAUUGGCCAAGGGGCGUCGGGAACUGUUUACACAGCAAUCGACAUCGCCACGGGACAAGAGGUGGCCAUAAAGCAAAUGAAUCUCCAACAACAGCCCAAAAAGGAACUAAUUAUUAAUGAAAUCCUGGUCAUGAGGGAAAAUAAGAACCCCAAUAUUGUUAACUAUUUAGACAGCUACCUAGUGGGUGAUGAGCUCUGGGUGGUUAUGGAAUACUUGGCUGGAGGCUCCCUAACCGACGUUGUUACGGAGACCUGUAUGGAUGAGGGACAGAUCGCGGCGGUCUGUCGGGAGUGCCUGCAAGCUCUGGAUUUCCUUCAUUCAAACCAAGUGAUUCACAGAGACAUCAAAAGCGACAAUAUUCUUCUCGGAAUGGAUGGAUCUGUCAAAUUGACUGAUUUUGGCUUCUGUGCUCAGAUCACCCCUGAGCAGAGUAAGCGGAGCACAAUGGUCGGGACUCCUUACUGGAUGGCACCAGAAGUGGUGACGAGAAAAGCGUACGGCCCCAAGGUGGACAUCUGGUCACUUGGGAUCAUGGCAAUAGAAAUGGUGGAAGGAGAACCUCCUUACCUUAAUGAAAAUCCUCUCAGGGCGCUGUAUCUGAUAGCUACGAACGGGACACCAGAGCUGCAGAACCCCGAGCGACUGUCCGCUGUGUUCCGCGACUUUCUGAACUGCUGCCUGGAGAUGGACGUGGACAGGCGAGGGUCUGCCAAGGAACUUCUGCAGCAUCCAUUUUUAAAAUUAGCCAAGCCUCUCUCCAGCCUGACUCCUCUGAUCAUUGCAGCAAAGGAAGCGAUUAAGAACAGCAGCCGCUAGCGCUUCAGACCGGCCUUCUCCCAUGCCAGCUCAGAGCAGGACUGAGAAAAAAACUCUAUAAAACCUCAACUCUUGUGCUGCAGGACAGAUGGAUGGAUGAACAAACCAACGGUCACAGUCAUGGUGGUAGGAGGGAGAACAACUCAGUCCCUCAAGAAGUAAAAAAUU